Messenger RNA from Podarcis raffonei (Aeolian wall lizard), 1579 nucleotides. It is a transcript of the gene SGO2, whose product is annotated as shugoshin 2. The annotation marks the transcript as partial. Gene Ontology annotation, cellular component: chromosome, centromeric region. The transcript has 7 exons. Lineage: Eukaryota; Metazoa; Chordata; Lepidosauria; Squamata; Lacertidae. The record is from RefSeq and is a predicted model, not a curated record.
GAGCUGUGUGGAGAAACGACCCUGUGUUGCCUCCUUUUACCUCAAACUUUGCUUUAAAAAAGGGUCACUUUUUAAAACCGACCCCGGGGAGCCUGUGAGCUCGAGUCCCUUUCCUCAAAUUUCUACUGGGUAAUGAACUGAAUCCAUUAAAAUGGAAAGCAAUCCAUUUCCAGAAGCAUCUUCCUCAUUGAUCUUUGGAGAUAUUAAAAGACGUGUUGGGGGGAAGAAGAAUGGAUCUCUAAAAGCUGGGAAGCUGAAUGCUUCUCUUGCAUGUAAAAUCAAAACUAAGAUAAGAAGCAACUCUUCACUUUUUAAGAUUUCUUUGAAACACAAUAAUAAGGCUCUGGCCAUGGCCCUCAGCGCAGAGAAAGAAAAUUCUAGGAAGCUAAAAAAUGAAAAGCUCUUAUUACAGAAAGAAGUGGAUGAGCUGCAUUUGCAGAAUGUCUUACUGCGCCAAAAGCUGAAUCGCCUGAAUAAAAUUCUCAUAGAACUGGAAGCAUUCGUGAAUAAUAACAUUUCAACUGCAAUUGAAAUGAGCACUCUUUCAGAGCAUAUUCAAAAACCCUUAGCAAUGGAAAAAGACCACUGCAACAGUUCUGGUCAAAAGCCUGAGAUUACUGAUCAACCAAUUAGAACUAUCAGGCAACAUGUGAGCACUCAGACUGAAGAACAUGAUGGAAAUCAGCAAAAUAACAUAUCAUUCUGUGUACCUGAUGAUCUUGUUACAUCAAAGGAAACUGCAGCAGAUCACAUCAAUGCAGAGUUAUUUGUGUCUGAAAAAAAUAUAUCAAAAUCAAGUGAAACAAAUAAAAUAGAAACAGUAUUUAUCGCAAAUAAAUUUACAAAAGAAAAUCCAUCAUGUAUGGAUCAGAUGUCUAGUAGGACCUUUAAGCUGGAUCUGGAUAAUGCAUCUUCUGUAGAAAAAUAUGAAAGACAAUCAAAAGCACACAGUAGUCCUUUUCUAAUCCAUAGAUAUGUGACUGAACGGAAGAAACAAGGACUGUCCUGCACAUCAAAUAUUCAGUCUACUAUAAACAAUUUUGAGAGUAAAACAGAGCAAAAUACCAUACUGUAUUGUGACACUGACAAAGUUCACACUAUUGGUCAGAUGGCCCCAAAAGAUGUUUCUUGCACUAAAUCAUCUCAAGCAAGAAAGGAGCCUGAUCACACCGAUAAACUAUGUUUUAUAAAUGGUAAAAAGCCAGAAGAAACUGUAUAUGAUGCUGACAUGGAAUUGACUGCUAGUGAACUAGGUGAGAUACUCUUAAUUAAAUCAAAAGCCAAGGUUGAGAACACUAAAAUAGUAAAAACUGAUAAAAUUUCAGCAAAUUUGAGAAAAGUGAAAACUAAAAGUACAGAAAAACAGAUUGAGGAUAAAUAUAACAUUAAACCUAAAAAAUGUAACGAGAAAGUUCCUAGUAAUGGAAAAGUUAAAGAUAUUGAUAUUGUUGAAUCUAAAAAUGUUCUACCACCAGAAAAAGGAUUGUUUCAAAUGAGAAAUGAUCAGCAAAUGAAACUGAAGAACACCAAUAAACUUGGAGAAGAUUUCAAAAACUGUAACAAGAAUGACAAACAGGUG